Erpetoichthys calabaricus (reedfish) is the source of this 2082-nucleotide messenger RNA. It is a transcript of the gene gpr137ba, whose product is annotated as G protein-coupled receptor 137Ba. The record is from RefSeq and is a predicted model, not a curated record. Gene Ontology annotation, cellular component: lysosomal membrane. Lineage: Eukaryota; Metazoa; Chordata; Cladistia; Polypteriformes; Polypteridae. Gene Ontology annotation, biological process: regulation of autophagy; positive regulation of TORC1 signaling; negative regulation of bone resorption. Bases 182 to 1339 code for a protein of 385 amino acids. The transcript has 7 exons.
UGCUGAUCUGCAGAAGGAGGAAGUGAGCCUUGUUUUCUUUUUUUCCCUUUUACUUCAGCCUGUGUGUGUGUGUGUGUGUGUGUGUUUAACUUGGGCUGAAUGGAGAACUCUUGGUGAGUAUGAAACAGGCUUUACUUGCUGGGAAGUCAAAGAGACAACAUCUUGCUGUUUGGGUUGGGAGAUGGCACCACCUGUGCUGGGCCUAUUGGAUAACAGCUCCCAACCUCUACCAACCCUCAGCCCCGCAGUUUCCCCAUUUGUGAAGCUGGGUUUGACGGUUGCAUACACCAUUUUCUACCUGCUCCUCUUUCUUUUCAUCUACGCUCAACUUUGGCUCAUCCUGUACUACAGACACAAGCGAAUCAGUUACCAGACGGUGUUUCUGUUUCUCUGUCUGCUCUGGGCAGCCUUGAGGGCAGUUUUGUUUUCUUUCUACUUCAGGAAUUUUGUGACAGCCAACUCACUCAGCCCAGUUGUGUUCUGGCUACUUUACUGCUUUCCAGUGUGCCUGCAGUUUUUUACACUCAGCCUGAUGAACCUUUACUUCGCACAGGUGAUUUUCAAGGCUAAAUCCAAGUAUACUCCAGAGCUUCUAAAGUAUAGGUGGCCUCUCUACUUAACAUUUCUGGCAGUCAGUGUGAUCUUCACUGUGGUGAACCUGACCUGCGCGCUGCUGGUGAAAGUGUCCAGUGCGGAGACAAAGACUAUUGUCUUGGUGCGCGUGGCCAUUAAUGACACUCUGUUUGUGCUCUGUGCAGUGUCACUUGCUCUGUGCCUCUACAGGAUUGCUAAAAUGUCCCUGGCUAACAUCUACCUUGAGUCAAAAGGGACAUCAGUAAGUCAAGUGACUAUAAUCGGGGUUGCUGUCAUCUUGCUGUACACAUCAAGGGCCUGUUACAAUUUGGUGGUCCUGGGCCUAGCAGAUCACAGACACGUCAGCUCCUUUGAUUACGACUGGUACAAUGUCUCUGAUCAGGCUGACUUAAAGUCCAAGCUGGGAGAUGCAGGCUAUGUUGUUUUUGGGGUCAUCCUCUUUGUGUGGGAGCUCCUACCUACUACGCUUGUGGUAUUUUUUUUCCGUGUCCGAAGACCUGCUCAGGAUGGGACUGGAUCCAGAAUUCCAAGCCACAUCUUUUCUUCCAGGGCCUACUUCUUCGACAACCCACGGCGUUAUGACAGCGAUGACAAUCUCGCGUGGAGCAUAAUUCCACAAACGUCAAAUGCUAGUUUGACUGCAGAAUGUUACGACUGGGGACAUCGAAGCAACAGUUUUGUGGCCUACAUUGGAUCUGAGGAGACACACUACGGAAUGCCAUCAGAGAAAAUGAAUCCCUACUGAGAGGGAGCCUUAGAGUUGCACACUUGAGACAUUCUAGGCCCUGCACUCCUCUGUAAACACAGCACAACACACAGGUAGGCGAGGUCCUGCCUUUAUUCUUUCACAUGCCUUUUUUUGGAAGGUGACGCGUGGCCAUACAUCUGACGCCAUUCAUGUAGUUGAAAGACACGGUGACUACAAACCAGCACAGAUGUGUAGGACUGCAUGACAACGACAAGACGCUAAGACAGAAGGAUUUUGGGAAAGGUGGUUGGAGCUGGGAGGCUGAUGCUGUCACAUCAGCAAUCGAUUUGGUCAAUGCUGAAUAUUUGUGUCCCCCAACAGGGAAAAGAUGUCCCAGCUACAGAUCAUAAAUGUGGAGCUCCACAGGUGGUCACGUUAAGCUGAAAAGGGGCACAUUUACACCCAAAGGACACAUUGAAUGACAGCAUUUGAUAAUCGUGUAUCAAGAACAAACAUCUAUAUAAAAAUAUGAGCAAUGGAAGUGUGAUAUAAACAGUUUACUGUAUGUGUGUAUUUAUAUAAAAGUACAAGAAGCUUAUGGUGCACAACAAUAGUUAGUGUCAUCUUCAACUCAAGUCUGGGUGGCAGUUUACAGAGAGGUUCACAAAAUGAAACUUCCUUCCUGUUCUUUAGUCAACCGUAUUGUGAUGCUGAUUCUGUAUAUUGUGUACAAACCCCUUUUUAUUACAAAUAAAGACAUUCCAGGCUGGAGUCUUGCCAGUGUAAAUGCCCACUGUAUG